AUGAGUGCGACAACACGUACUGGUCUAAUACCUACGCCGAAAAGGCAUGUCAAGUAUCUCAAAAAGCGCAAAAACCUACAUGGAGAUGUAUCGCGAAUGCCACUCAAGUUUGAGGCCACUCCCAUGCCGCUUUCCCUGCGUCCUUUCGGCGGACUCUUCAAUCCAUUUGCAAAAGGAUGCUCCGUACUUUGUAAUCAUCCGGCUCCUUCGGGGGUCAAAGAUGUGAUUAAUCAGCUGAAGACAUCGCUGGCCAUCGAGGGAAAGAAUCCUAAGCCGGAAAAGGUGCCCGAGGAGGAACAACUGCAGCCUCAUGAGGCGGAUAACAUUCCGGAGGAUCUGUUCCGGCGAUAUGCAGAAACCGAUUCUCGCCCCAUGACACCCACUCCCACGGUCACCAGUAUCCAUACGAGGACCAGUGCCGGAUCCUUUUAUCGGCGAUGCAUCACUCCGGAGUGGGGGAAACAUGAGAACAUUAAGAGGAAAAAAAUCAUUUUGGAUCUGAGGAGAUCCCAUUCCCAGGAGACCGUGUACUGGAAGCCCAGCUCGGACUUGACUCAAAGCGGAUUAGAGGAGGAUAAGAAGCCCAAAAGUGCUGGGGCCAACGAGGACAAGAAGCCAAAGCGACAGCCGUCCAAUGAGCAGCGACCGAAGUCCUCCCUAGCAACGGCUAGUCUAGCUCCCGGAGGAGAUGCUGGAAAUGAGAUGGAACCCAAGCCGAAAACCUGCAUCAACGAACACGAACUGAGUGAUGAGGAUGUGCGAAGAGGAAAAAAGAGAAAGAAGUUAAAGCCAACGCAAGCCACAACCACAUUCCAUCUGAGUGAGGACCCUGAGACUCAGGUGGCUGCUCUGGGACCCGAUUCCCUUAAUCCCAGCACCAGACCCAGCCUGAUUCCCAACUCCCUCACCUUGCUGCCCAAGGAUAAGCGCGAUAGUGAACGAGAACCCAUCCUCUUAAAAGGAAGUUUCCUUACCGAUGAGGCAUUUCAGGCUUUGAAAACCGAUCUGGACGUCGAUCUUAUAGAGAAUACCUUUGGCAGAUAUCUAAAUCGGGCUCUUAAAGAAGCCAUUAAGUAUAUGCCUCCAAAACCGAAAACUGUAAUAAAAACCAACGAGGAAAAGGUUCCCCCAGAAAAACAAUCCAAAAUGCCCCGAAAGUUUUCCAAAUCUGCCACAAGAUUUGAUGUUCCAAUGGAUCUAUCUAUGAUGAAAAAUAUGACUCCUUGGGAUUAUCUGAGCAAAUACGUCUGGGUUUCCCAACAAAGGAAGCAGCUCUACAAGCGGGUCUUUCUGAAAUAUCUCAGUAAAGUUGAGGAGCCCGAAAGUGAGCUCGGUGUUCUCGGAAAUGAUGAACUGCCUGAAUAUAGAUACAAGGAACGCACUCUUGUUUGGCAAAGUCUGCCCCAAGCUCUGGAGGAUGUCCUCGAAUUCCAUGGCACUGAAAAGAAUGUCCAAGGCACUCUUAGUGUCUUGGGAUACGAUCCGCAUGGAUCAGGGGAUUUGGAUUUCCGCGCCUGGUGUGGAAUUGUUUCCUUUGCUGAGAGACUGGCACUGGCCGAUGAAUCCGGAUCGGAAGACUCCUGCGAUGAGCUGGAGAAGGCGGACUUUAAUAGCAUGGAACAGAUUAUGUCAGACUUUGAAGUUCCUGAAAAACUGAAACUAAUUUUUGAUAUAAUUCGAAAAACUCAUAAAGUGAGGUAUUAA
Molecule: messenger RNA, 1704 nt
Organism: Drosophila bipectinata
Lineage: Eukaryota; Metazoa; Arthropoda; Insecta; Diptera; Drosophilidae
Source: RefSeq, a predicted model, not a curated record